Molecule: messenger RNA, 1707 nt
Organism: Mercurialis annua (annual mercury)
Lineage: Eukaryota; Viridiplantae; Streptophyta; Magnoliopsida; Malpighiales; Euphorbiaceae
Product: BES1/BZR1 homolog protein 2
Exons: 2
Coding region: 185-1144 (319 amino acids)
Biological process (GO): brassinosteroid mediated signaling pathway; DNA-templated transcription
Molecular function (GO): DNA-binding transcription factor activity
Source: RefSeq, a predicted model, not a curated record
CUUUUACAAUUAAUUUUGUAAGUGUGAAAAGGAGAGUAAGAAAAAGAAGAAGAAAGAAUCUAAGAAAUCUAGAGAGAGAGAGAAAGCACCUUUUUCUCAAUCAAGAAACCACUGAUAAAAACCAGAGCUAAAACUCAACAACAGAGACUUCAAGAGCGUUGGACUCUGGUUUUCCGGCGAAUAAAUGACCGGCGCCGGUGGAUCAUCAUCAGGGAGACUACCCACAUGGAAAGAGAGGGAAAAUAAUAAAAAAAGAGAGAGAAGAAGAAGAGCAAUAGCAGCUAAAAUAUAUUCAGGACUCAGAGCUCAAGGAAGCUAUAAACUUCCUAAACAUUGUGAUAAUAAUGAAGUUUUGAAAGCUUUAUGUUCUGAAGCUGGUUGGAUUGUUGAAGAAGAUGGCACAACGUACCGCAAGGGUUGCCAUCCACCUCCAAUGGAGAUGACAGGUACUCCGAACACUAUUAGUGCGUGUUCCUCAAUCCAACCUAGCCCGCAAUCCUCAAAUUUCCCGAGUCCUAUGCCGUCCUACAAUGCCAGUCCGUCGUCGUCCUCAUUUGCAAGCCCUACUCGGUUUGAUGGAAACCCUUCCACGUACCUUCUUCCGUUCCUUCGUAAUAUAGCGUCGAUCCCUGCGAACCUUCCACCUCUUAGAAUAUCUAAUAGUGCUCCUGUAACGCCACCACUUUCAUCUCCUACGAAUAGAAGUUCGAAGAGGAAGGCUGAUUGGGAGUCCUUUGCAAAUGGUUCUUUGAAUUCAUUUCGACAUCCUCUUUUUGCUGUCUCAGCUCCUUCAAGCCCAACGCGUCGCCAGCAUCUUACCCCGGCUACGAUACCGGAAUGUGACGAGUCUGAUGCCUCGACUGUGGACUCUGGCCGCUGGAUGAAUUUUCAGACAGUUGCUCACCAAGUAGCUCCUCCUUCACCAACAUUCAAUCUCAUCAAACCAGUGUCUCAGGAGAAUGCUUUUCAAGAUGGGGUCGAUAGGCAUGGGAAAUCAGGCUGGGUGGUUGGUGGAGAUCGAGGAAGAGUUUCAGAGUUUGAAUUUGAGGAUUGCCGGGUGAAGCCAUGGGAGGGUGAGAGAAUUCAUGAGAUGGCGGUGGAUGAUCUCGAGCUCACACUCGGGACCGCAAAGGGUCAUGCUUAAUCUCGUGGAUUAUCUCGAAGCUGGAGUUUGUUGUGCACUCCCGGUGGCAUACUUGGCAUACAUUAGCCAUUUGAAUGCGAGCUAUUGCGUGGAAUUUACCCACGACUUUUUCGACUGCAGAGAGAUCUCGGUUCAUGUCGAGGCCUGUAAUUGCUUUUAGAUGUACAGUUUGUUUAUCUUGAAACCAUUGCUGGAAUCAAAAUUUAUCCGAUUCAGUGGCAGAUCAAAAUCGCGGGCAAGCUUCACGGAAGAACUAUAGUCCCAGAUUUUCAUGUGGGGAAAAAGCUGAUAUGGGAGGUUAUAAUCUUCCUAUACCUGUUAAUGUUUAGAAUAUUUAUCUUCAAUUGUUCAUUGAUUAUAGUAGUCAAUUUAAGUUGUCACUAGGAUCAUCUUUCAAGCAUCAAUCGAGCAUUUAGAGAUUAUGUACUUCUGUUGGGGAUUUGAGUUGCUCCAUAUGGUCUGUAGAAUUUGUAGAAACACAAGCUCCAAAUAUGAAUUCUGAUGUUGUUAUUAGAUUGUAAGAGAUGCCUUGUUUGGGGUAAUUUUCAUCGACAAUCCCUUAA